Messenger RNA from Coregonus clupeaformis (lake whitefish), 972 nucleotides. Its product is annotated as scavenger receptor cysteine-rich type 1 protein M130-like. The coding region runs from base 1 to 972 and encodes 323 amino acids. Gene Ontology annotation, cellular component: membrane. The transcript is spliced from 6 exons. NCBI's taxonomy places the organism in Eukaryota, Metazoa, Chordata, Actinopteri, Salmoniformes, Salmonidae. The record is from RefSeq and is a predicted model, not a curated record.
AUGGGACCACUUCCUGUUCCGGGACAGUGGAAGUCUUCUACAGAGGAGAGUGAGUCUGUGCAGCUUGUGGAAGGAGCUGGUCUCUGCUCUGGGAGACUGGAGGUGAAGUCCAAUCAGUCCUGGGCCUCAGUGUGUGAAGCUGACUUUGACCAGCAGGAUGCAGAGGUAGUCUGUGGGGAGAUUGGCUGUGGGGCUCCUGCAACUCUACAGGGGGGGCUCUAUGGAGAAGGUGAGGGUCAGACCUGGGAUAAAGAGUUCCAGUGUAAAGGCAAUGAGUCCCUUCUCUUGGACUGUGACACCUCAGACAGAAAAAACAACACCUGCCUACCUGGUAAUGCUGUUGGACUCACCUGCUCAGAGCCUGAUGAUGUGAGGCUGGUGGGAGGAGGCAGUCGCUGUGCUGGUGGAGUGGAGCGGUACGACCAGGGAGAGUGGAGGACUGUGGGAGCUGAAGACAGGAACAAGGAGGGUGUAGCUGCAGUAGUGUGUAGACAGCUGGGUUGUGGCUCCACUGUUUCAGUACUACCUGGAAACACCAGUAGAGGGAUUGGAGUUGUCUGUUCUGGGUCUGAGUCUUCACUGAGGGAGUGUAGGAGAUUUGAUAUAUAUAAUCUCCUUCUUGGAUUCACAGUGAUCUGCUCAGAUGACUCCCACCAAGGGAACUACAGCUGUGUUUAUGACAAUUAUGUUUUCUCUCAUAACUUCUCCUCUGAGAGUGAGCUCCUCACCCUCACCGUCACAGCCUCUCCUCUGCCAGCCUUCAUCAUCAGACACGUUGUAGUGCUGCUGAUCCUACUGACAGCCAUCACCACCAUCUACCUGUACUACAAGACCACCAGGAGGCAGAAGAGAGUGAUCAGGGUGAGCAGCAUGGAUCUUUAUGUUGAUGCCAAUGCCAUGGAGAUGGUCUCUCUGAGCUCCAGAGCUGAAGCUGGACCGGGAGAGGAGAGAGCAGCCCAGGGGACUGAGUAG